Messenger RNA from Hydatigera taeniaeformis, 627 nucleotides. Lineage: Eukaryota; Metazoa; Platyhelminthes; Cestoda; Cyclophyllidea; Taeniidae. The record is from the annotation of a GenBank genome assembly.
AUGAGGCGUGGACGUGUCCGCAUUCCCGCCAUACACCACUCCAUGUUACAUACCUUCCUGAACAGAACAUCCACCUCAUUCGCCUGUGCUUUCUGGGCGGGUGGGGAGCGUGUGGCACCUGUCCACACCCUCGUCACUCCUGAGAGGCCUAACAAUGAGGCCACGGAGCAGUCACAGGUCAGACUCAUGCACAUGCUCCAAGUCGUCCACAGUCGCACUCAACACAACAGCAUACUCGGAGAUUACUUCGCAAUGCCCACCGAAAUCAACAUUGCAUGUGACACCUGGAGUGGUGUAGCAGUGGCGCACAAGUACAGUGCCCUCCUCACUCAUGCCUCCCCCACUCCCAGCACCAUUUGCACCUCACCGCAUCACGCCUCACUGGCUCACACCUCAUCACGACAGACAGGUGGUGCAGCGUGCAAAGGCAAGGUGUCUGUGCCUCACAUUUGCCGCGCAGACAAUGGUCAGCACGAUGAACAUUGUGCGUGCUUACUCGGUGAACAGAUUGGUAGAACGUGUACGCAAUUUGUGUGUUUACUCGAAGCCGUUGGAUGUGGUUGGGGUAUGGUGUUUGUGUGUGUGGGUAGAUGGUGGGUGAGGUGGAGACGCAAGUUGCACACGUAG